AGCAGGCGACCCACCGAUAACUGAAAACUCAAUCUUUCUCAUUCAGUUGUGUGGAACACUUGAGCGAGAGGGUUGUGGAGCCCCAGCCGUGCGCGAGUUCGUCGACUUCACAGGAAAAGUGCUGUUUGAACAAAGAACGUCACUUUUCAGUGUGGAAAGUGCCCCUCCAGCAUGAAUGUUCCCAUCUAACCCGCGACGAUGUUCCCCAAGUGUGUUAGUGGUGCAAGCACCGUGUCCCAGCUCCCCAAACUGUUCUUUUUGUUCUCCGUUAGCCAGUUGGUGUCUUCUUCAGCAGUGCCCGAGGACUGGGUGUCGGGAUCCCCCUUCUCGCACUUCGCGCCGGACGACAGCAGGGCCGACACUUUCACGUCGGCUUACCUGAACGUGUCCAACGAUGGAGUGCGUUGGGACAAGACGGAGGUGGGCCGCUAUGGGGGAGGCUACGUGGGGCCCGCCUUCGGGGUGCUGGUGCACGUGGCGGCCGAGAACAACCCCGACGACCACACCGGGUGCAAGCUCCCGCUGCACAGCACCAGGUCCAAUCGGAAGUUGCCGCCGCCAGGGGAGCCCUGGAUCGCCUUGAUCAAGAGAGGCCGCUGCAACUUUGAAGUGAAGGUCGAGAACGCCUUCAGGAGCAACGCUGCGGGGGUUCUGGUCUAUAAUGAUAGGGACUCCGCGACUUUGGACAAGAUGAAGUUGUCCAGUGACUCCGGACGUAAUAUAAGCGCCGUGUUUACCUACAAAUGGAAGGGAGAAGACUUGGCCAGGUUGGCUGAAAAUGAUUCCAAAGUUUACAUUCACAUCACUAUUGCGAGCCACACGUCCUCACGGACUGCCAACAUCAAUAGAACAUCUGUGUUAUUUGUCUCCAUCACGUUUAUUGUUUUGAUGAUCAUAUCCUUGGCGUGGUUGGUGUUCUACUACGUGCAGAGGUUUAGAUAUAUCCACGCAAAAGACAGACUGUCGCGAAGACUGGGAAAUGCAGCAAAGAAAGCGUUAUCUAAAAUCCCAACGAAAAACAUCAAAUCCGAGGACAAAGAGGUUCAAGGCGACGGGGAAUGUUGCGCUAUUUGCAUUGAACCUUACAAAAUAUGUGAUAUUUUACGCAUAUUACCUUGCGGUCAUGAGUUCCAUAAGAGCUGCAUUGAUCCUUGGUUGCUGGAACAUCGAACAUGUCCAAUGUGUAAAAUGGACAUCCUCAAGCAUUAUGGAUUUGUGUUUUCCGGUAGUCAAGAAAGCAUCCUACAGAUGGACGUGGAGGAAAUCGUAGUGUUAGACUCGACAGAGAGUCGUUCAACUAGUCCAAGAAGGGGCGGCGGUAUCAGUCCUUUGCCGGAGAUACGGGCCGUUGUCAUCGCUGACCGUCAGCGCCUGUUCGAGAGUUCGGCGGACGACGAAAGCAGCAGAUCUUCCACCCCUGACGAAAUGACUCCGAGUUUAUCGCAGGCAAGACAGUACCCCGUCAGACAGGACCUUUGCGUGAGCUGUAUAGCGGCAAAGGCGGCCGCGGCCCUGUCGAGCAGCCAAAGCAAGGAAAUGUCAACUUCUGACGAGGAACAAGACUCCAACCGGCCGGUGCUUUCAGUGAACAAUCAAAGUGAUGAUAAAUAAGACAGUUUUCUAUUACGGUGGUGCAGCAGUAGUCGUUAGGACUGCCGAAACUUUGUGAUAUAUUUCUAGUGGUUAAGUUUUUAUUUUGUCCAAUACGAAUAAAGGGUGCUUUCGUCCCAAAUACUAACAAUAAUUUAUCGUUCGCUAGAAUUCAUAUUCUAGUGUAAGUAAAUAGAUCUCUCGCGACGAGUUGAUUCCAAUUUUCCAAGAGAUUACAUCCAACUUAUUGGGCUUGGGAACUCAAUCAAGACUCCUGUUUUGUUUGACUAUUUGUUAUCAAGCGAACGAAUGACGCGUUUCUGAAGGAUAACAAGCUGUUACUUUAAUCGAAAAUAAAUUAGGAGUUUUAUGAUUUUGCUUCGCCCAAGCGUGACUUUAGUAUGAAGCGACGUGCUUAAUAUUUAAACUACUGUUCGCAGUAGUGCUUCCAAUUCACAUUGUUAUUGUCUGCUGGACAAUGUUUGUUUGUGGAAAACGAAUUUUCUUCUAUAAACGUUAUAAUUACAAUACAAAUCUUAAUACUGUGCCUUGUAAAUAUCUACAUUUGUGAUGUACGUGAUGCCCCGCACGAUGUAGGUAUGUGAGCAGUUUUGUUAUUUAUCUGUGAUUGUUAACGUUUGUUAGGGGCGUCGUGUAUACUUUUUCUGAGACUUACAACCGAGCAUGUACUUCAUCUUAUUUUGCUUGUAAAUAUUAUGCUAAAAUUGAAAUUGACUGAAUUAAAACUCUAGAUAUGAA
Messenger RNA from Tribolium castaneum (red flour beetle), 2349 nucleotides. Its product is annotated as E3 ubiquitin-protein ligase goliath. The record is from RefSeq and is a predicted model, not a curated record. Bases 199 to 1611 code for a protein of 470 amino acids. The transcript is spliced from 8 exons. Lineage: Eukaryota; Metazoa; Arthropoda; Insecta; Coleoptera; Tenebrionidae.